Molecule: messenger RNA, 680 nt
Organism: Medicago truncatula (barrel medic)
Lineage: Eukaryota; Viridiplantae; Streptophyta; Magnoliopsida; Fabales; Fabaceae
Product: calmodulin-binding receptor-like cytoplasmic kinase 3
Exons: 2
Coding region: 100-447 (115 amino acids)
Biological process (GO): protein phosphorylation
Molecular function (GO): protein kinase activity
Source: RefSeq, a predicted model, not a curated record
UGGAUUUGCUAAGCUUGGUUUGGUCCUGUAAACAACGACCAUACACACAUUUCUACCAAAGUGAAGGGAACAGUCGGCUAUUUGGACCCUCCUGAGUAUAUGAAAACAUACCAUCUCACUCCAAAAAGUGAUGUUUACUCAUUUGGAAUUUUGCUUUUAGAAAUUCUGACGGUGGAGCUGAAAAAAAGUGCUGAAGAGCGAGUUACAUUAAGAUGGGUCUUCAGGAAAUAUAAUGAAGGAAGUGUGGUGGCACUGCUUGAUCCUUUAAUGCAAGAAGCUGUAAAAACUGAUGUUGCUGUGAAGAUGUUUGAUUUGGCAUUUAAUUGUGCAGCACCAGUAAGAUCAGAUAGACCUGACAUGAAAACAGUGGGUGAGCAAUUAUGGGCAAUAAGGCAGAUUACCUCAAGAGUAUUAGUAGCACAACUUCAAGGAGAGAAUGAUUGGUGAAUUUGACCAUUAUAAUGAUAUUCUCAAGUUGGUUCUUUUUUAAUUUUGCUUUUGAAAAAACAAAAAAAAAAAGAAGAUAUUUUCAGGCAUUUUGACAUGUUAAUUUUCAUUUGGGGUUUUAAUCUAGAUGGAUUUCUUAAGUUAAUUCAACCAUAAACUGCAAAAGUCAUUUUGAAGUUUAGAUUGUGGGAGAUUUUUUACUUAGAAAAUAGCAACAUGUUGACUCUGUUCCA